Molecule: messenger RNA, 538 nt
Organism: Abrus precatorius (Indian licorice)
Lineage: Eukaryota; Viridiplantae; Streptophyta; Magnoliopsida; Fabales; Fabaceae
Exons: 4
Coding region: 123-374 (83 amino acids)
Source: RefSeq, a predicted model, not a curated record
AUUGGAAAUGACCAUAUUGUCACGCUCUCUCUCACCUUUGCAGCUCUCACCGCAACUGAAUCAACCGUUCUCGGUUUUAGCGUCAACUCGGUUUCGCUCGCAAGUCGCAACUUCAUCUCAGCAUGGUUUGCUUGGCGUGUUUGUUACCCCUCUUCCUGGUUCCAAUAGUCAACAUUCUCCCUCUUCUCUUCGAUUUUAUCAUGGGAAAAAUCUAUGGCCUUUUUGGUUGGGAGUACAGAAAACCGGAAAGGGCUCCUCCUGCAUGUCCAUACAAGCCUACACCCAAUAGGGUUAGUAAACAGGCUGAGACAGAUGCUGAACCAACUCCAGCAGAACCUGUUAAACCUGGAAGUGUAGAUGUGAAGCAAGAUUAAUCUCGCAGCUACAAUACGACAAGGUUUGACAAGAAGGAAAAAGUAGCACAGUCUACCGAUGAAGGUUUAUGUCUGUAACUUUUUUUAAAUAUCUCAUCCUAUCAUGAACUUUGUAAAUUUGAUAUGUUGUGCGAAAUAAUUUGCAUAGGUUAAUAAAAACGUGA